GGAUCAAUGUAGAUAUGUAUCGAAUGCGGAGUUUUUCCUAGGCCAUUUUGCACCCCCAGGAUGCCGGCGACUUCGCCGGAUGGGCGCACGAAGUUGACCAAGUUGAAGGGUAAAGGAAGCCCAGGAAAACUUUCCAGUUCCGCAUCUGGAACGGGCGUGCAGUCUGACAUUGAUUGGAGGGUUUUCGGUCUUGACUUGGAGUCCGGCUCAACUGGUGCUGCCAGGUCGCCUGUGCCUCCACCACCGAGGCUCGGGAGUGGACCCCACGCGCCAAAGCGAACUGCCGGGGUCAAGUUGGAAAGCUUGGACACCUCCACGCCCGCGGCUUUCGAUUCCGUGGACUUAUCGCAUUUGAGAUCUGCUGUGAAGCGAUCACCUGGUUAUCAGGAGCAGCUGCCAUCACUCCUUACUCUGCUAGAAGAGCGAGGGGUGGACUACGGCCGCCCCAACCUGGACCGGGAUGUUCAGCUGCCUUUGGAGGCGUUUGAGGACACCACCAUGUGGACCCGGACACCUGCCGAGUGGCAACUGCUGAUGCGGGAUGCCAACGGCCAAACCACCCCUCUGGCGUGCACCGCCUUGCGCACCAUGGAGGAUGGGAGUGGCCGGUGGCAGACUGCCAGUGUAUUGGGCUGGGAUGCAGCCAGCCAGCGGUACAAUGUGAAAUGGGCCAAUGGACAAGAGGACAAGGUCCUGAGCCUCCACGUAUUUUUUGAGGGCGAUGACCCCAUCCUUUUUGCUGACCGUUUAAAAACGGCACUACAAAAUAGAAGGUAUGCCAAUAGUUUUCUGAAGUAUCACUUCUUUGUCGACAGUAUGCCAGAAGACCGUUCCCGCAAGAUUGGACGUGAGUCCGUGGCACGAAUUUCCAAACUAGCCAAAGGUAUGCUGUGGGAUGCCAACAGUGAAUUUGCAGACAAGCUCAAUGGUAAGCUGGAGACUUUGUUACAGGAUGCUCAGAAGGAGUAUGUGCGUGUACAGAAUUUGAUAACAUUUGAAAAGGUGCGCAGCCAAGGGAACCUCACAGUUCUUCCGUCGGACCUGGUGUUGCCGACGCCUGCAGAAUCGUCUCCUGUGCCAUUUUUGGCGGUGAAGGUUCUGCCCUCGUGGGACACCACAAUGGCUCCAGAUCCCCAAGUUCCACGCGGCUUUCGACAAGCCUUCGAGUGGUUUUGCAAAGCCUCCUUGGUGAUUCGCCCCGAAGUUUGCGCGGCGUUGCAAGUGACCCGAGGGAUGUGUCUGGACUUGCUCACUGAGAAGGUCUUUGAGACCGCUUUCAACACCCCACUGCGACUGCAGGAGUUUUCCGAGCGCCAGGAAGCGUCCAUCAUGCGCUUGAAGGGCAGAUUGGGAAUGUGGGUGAACACCAUUCGUAUGAGAAUAACGCAGUGUUUGCAACAGGCCACUGUGAAAUGGUAUCACCUGAACGAGACAUCAAUUGAGAACUACCGAGCAAGUCGUUUGCGGCCAAUGCUUGUUUGCAGUGGACUCAUGAUGUCAAAUGCCUUCCUGCUUUUGGCAGAGGAAAACCUGACCUCUUUCGUGCAGGUGCUUGAAAGUCUGACCCCACUGCGUGUGGAAAUGACGAAGGACCGACACGUCCUCCGAACUUUGAGGAACAUUGUGAAACCAGAUCCAAACAAAGACGAGAUUGCCGUUGAACCAACGUUCAAGAAGGCACUUUUUAAGGUGGAAGUUGUCAUCAAUCCUCAGAUUGCAGCCAAAGCUGCUGCUGCAGCCGAAGCCGCUGCAGUUCCAGCGGAAGACAAAAAGAAAGAUGAGAAAAAGGGAAAAGAAAAAGGGAAGGAGGAGGAGAAAAAGCCGGAAGAGCCUCCCAUGCUUCACUUCGCCUACAAGACCGAUCUUGGAGAGGUCAAGCAGGCAGUGCUGAGCAUGUUCGACAAGGGCAUGGGUUCUUUCAGAGAUGUGCAUAGCAUUGAAAGUGUGCUGCUACCGCAUCUCAUUCGUGACCAUCACUUGGACCCCAUCUUCUCCCCCACCGAUGCCUGGGUGGAAGAUCUACGGGUGCGCUUGGAGGAGACUUUGGCAAAGCAGGAACCUUGGCUACAGGAUAUCCUGGAUGCGAUGGAAAGCUUCAAGGAUGUGGUUGUCAUGGACCCGGAGGCGGCUGCGGCGCAUCUGCAGCAGGAGCCACAGGCCCCUGCGCAGGUGAAAGCCAUGAUCGAGGAAAGAAAGGAGCGAAUACGACAAAUCCAAGAAUCCAUUCCGGAUGACAAGGAAUCCAUUGUGAUUGGCUUCUAUCGCAUUGAGACCGGCACAAUCCGGACGCAGCUCAUUGAAAAGCUGGAGAUGUCCACACAGCUCUUGUUGAAGUCCUUGGCGGAGACGUUGGAAGUCAACAUCCAUGAGGCCACAGUGGCUUUCGAGGGCAUUUUCACCAAGCUGCAGACGCAGGUGGCCACUAUCGAAGAAUGCUCUGACAUGAAGGACUUCUUGAAGUCCAUCCCCAACGAGCUGGCGAAGUUGGCUGGUGCCGUGAACGAAGCCAUGCAGCUCACGGACCUGGUGGAAGAUCUCCGUUUCGAACUGCCGGCUGAGACGCUAGAAGCACGCUGGGAAAUGUUUGGCUCCUCUGGUCUGGUAAAAUCCAGAGCAGCAAAGUGCAUGGAGUACCUCAACACUCAGCAUGAUGGUUUCUUGACGUCUCAAGAGUCAGAGCAGAAGGAAUUUGAUCAAAGACUGGUGAGGUUGGAGGAGGUGAUUGAAGGCUUCUCCCAGUACAAAGAUCUUGGUCAAGUGAGGGAGGUGGCAGAGAAGGUGCGAAUGACAUCUGAAGAGAUCAAACAGUGUCAAGAUCUCGUUCGACUCUACAACUCUCGUGAGGUGCUGUUUGAUCGGGAUCAGACAGACUACUCCAACCUGCAGACCAUGAUCAAAACCUUUGAGCCAUACAACAAUCUCUGGAAGACUGCUGGAGAUUGGGUCAGCAACAAAGAGGCCUGGCUUCAGGGUGCCUUUAACGAGAUUGACCCGCGGUACUGCGAGAACGAGGUGACUAAUGGCAUUCGCCUGCUUUUCAAGACCAUUCGCACGCUGAAGGAAAAUGAAGAGACCAAGUCGAUUUGUGGCAUAGCGGAGCAGAUCAAGACGGAACUGGAGGAGUUCAAACCCAACCUUCCUCUGGUCACUGGCCUCCGCAACGAGGGAAUGCGACAACGACACUGGGAGCAGAUUUCCGAAAAGUCAGGGGUUCAGGUGGGCCCAGGCAUGGAAGGAGGAUUCACCCUGCAAAGGAUGUUGGAUUCCGGGCUCCUGAACUUCGCCAACGAGGUCGCAGAAGUUGGUGACCGAGCAGGGAAGGAGUAUGGUUUGGAGAAGACCCUGAACAAGAUGAAGGCUGAUUGGGAACCAUUGUCCUUUGACCUCUCAGAGAAGUACAGGCAGUGCAGUUUACUGUACCAAUCACGUAUCCUCCUCACGAACUUCGCGAUGUAUUUCUCUCGUGCUGCGCACUUGUUUCUGCUCUUUGGGCAGAUCUAUGCUGUGCAGCCGAAGCCCAGAACAUUCCUGCACAAGACCGAGUACGACGCAGAUGCUAUCCAGGCACUUGCUGAUCAGUUGCCUCCUGGGAUCACCAAAGACUUGUUCCAAAGUUUCUCCGUUUGUGGGACGUGCAAGACCUUCAAGCGGUUUGGUGAAGAGAAUGAUGGUGGCUAUUUGCAUUGCAUGGACUCCUUGCAGCCUUCCACUUUGCGAGCAGCUUAUUCCAUGGGCGUGGAGCAACAUGACCAGUGGUCACUAGACGUUUUCAAUGCCUUCAACAUCCCGAUCUUUCAGUAUGAUUGCACUGUUUCAACCCCAGCGCAAGCUUGCGACAAGUGUCAGUUCUUCCCAGCUUGUAUGUCGUCAAAGGAAUUGAACAAAUUCCCGGGAAAGACCACUUGGACAUUGAAAGAGGCCAUUGACCAGUCAAAGAUGUCGGAUGCGCCAGAUCGGAGCUUGCUGAUGAAGAUGGACAUCGAGUUUGGAGAAUGGUCCACGUUGACCGACAGUGACGUGGCAACUUUGAAGAAAUUUCGACAGCUCGUCAUUGAGUUCCAUUCCCUGGAGUACGAAGAAAACCACAAGACUUACCUCCAAGCAAUGCAAGCGUUGCAACAUGCAGGCUUCAAGGUGGCACACGUCCACGGCAACAACUUCGCUUCAACCUACGUGAAGGAAAAUUUCAAGAUCCCCAUGGUUGUGGAGGUGACCUUGGAUGCAUCACUUGCCAUGUUGCCCAAAUGUCGUGAUCCCAACUAUGAGGCGCUGGACCGUCCAAACAGCGUGGGAGGUGCAGAAAUCCGUGACAUUCAUACCGAGCCGACUGAGGGCGAGAAAACUGGCACCUACGUUCUGAAAGGCGAUGGAGAGGCAGGGCGGUCCAGCGAUGAAAAUGGCACGUUGGCACAUGGCUCCAUGCCCAGAUGUCAGGCCAUGGUUCUGCUGGACGAGCACAUCGUGACCACACAGGCAUUGGCCGCAGGUUUUCUGUGCCAUGGUGCUUCCAUGGUGCAUUUGUGCCAGGCCAUGAUGUUUUCCACCUUCAAGGGACCAUUCGAGGAAGACAUCAACGAGUGGAACACACGGCUCAUGCGUGUAUCCGAGACCUUAGAAGAAUGGCUGAAGUGUCAAAAGGCUUGGAUGUACCUCCAACCCAUCUUCGACUCAGAUGAUAUCAUGCGGCAAUUGCCAACCGAAGGCAAACGCUUCAAGCAUGUUGAUGCCACACGGCGUCAGGAGAUGAUUAACACCAGGGAGAAUCCGAAGAUCAUUGACAUUUGUGCCACUGAAGGGCUUUUGGAGAAGUGGCGAGAAUGCAACAUCACUUUGGACAUGGUGCAGAAGGGCUUGGAGGACUACCUUGAAACAAAAAGGAAUGGCUUUGCUCGCUUCUACUUCUUGUCGAACGAUGAGCUGCUGGAGAUCCUUUCGCAGACCAAGGACCCAACCAGAGUGCAGCCCUUCUUGUCCAAAGUCUUUGAAGCUAUGUCAAAAGUCAUCUUCACCUCCGACAACGAAGUCACACACAUGAUCUCGCCAGAGAGCGAGCAGGUGGAGAUGGUGUCCCCUGUAGUGACGCACCAAAAGGCAGUGGAAGUUUGGAUGGGAGACCUGCAGGAUGGGAUGUGCAUGGCAAUCCGCAACGCGCUCGAGGUUGGAAUCAGUUCCUACAACACCAUGGAUCGCACUGACUGGGUGCUUGCGAAUCCUGCCCAAAUUGUUCUGAACGGCUCGCAGGUGUUCUGGACCUCAGAAGUGGAGGAAGCCUUUGAUGGCAAUGUUUUGGAUCAGUACGCAAAGAAGCUCUCCCAGCAAAUCCUGGACUUGAUCAUGCUUCUCCGCAAGGGCGUGAGCAAACUGCAAACGAAGACGAUGAAUGCACUCAUUGUCAUUGAUGUCCAUGCGAAGGAUGUGAUUUGGGGCUUUGUUGAGCAGCAGGUCCGGGACAAGACCUCCUUCGAAUGGAUCUCACAGUUGCGGUACUAUUGGGAAGUUGAUGAUCGCCAGCAAGAGAACAUGUGGGUGAAAUGUGUUCAGACAUCCUUCCCGUACGGCUACGAAUACCUGGGUAACUCGAUGCGCUUGGUGAUCACUCCGCUGACCGACAUGUGGCUUGCUUAUGGCGGCGUUUCCAAGGGCACAAAAUUGGAAGGCUCAGGUCAAUAA
Cladocopium goreaui is the source of this 5670-nucleotide messenger RNA. The record is from the annotation of a GenBank genome assembly. Lineage: Eukaryota; Dinophyceae; Suessiales; Symbiodiniaceae.